AUGCACACGAUGCAACCCGUGACCAGGCGUGUAGUUGGACUCAUGCUUCGGAGUCCGACCGAGAUGGAAUCUAUGUUCAGGCACUUAUUGCAGAGGUGGAUGCCGAAUUCUGAUCUACUUCCCUCCCCCGACUGCAGCCUCAGCGGAAGCUCACAUCUCCAGCAUGCCGCCGGCUGCACGGGCGGAAACGGAGCCGAAUUCGCCCCCGGGAUCGUGGUGGACAGCGUCGCCAUCACUGAACUCGGUGUCGUCUCAGCUGGCAGGCCCACACUCUCCACUUCGCGCUGUCGAGGGGAUGCGGUGCUGCUCAACAUCCCGAUGAUCACUCUCGUGCGGAGGGUGAUGUGGGUCUGUCAGCUGAACGCGGGACAGGCGUCGGCGUCGGCGUCGGCAAUAGGGGAGAUGGCUGAAUCCUCUGCUAAAGCGGGGACGGGCAAAGGGUUGCACUACUGUCACCCAAUGUUCGAGACGACGACCGGUCUACCGCUCGUCUUUAAUCCGAUCAUAUUCCUUCUCGCUAUGGCGCUAGCUAGUAACGCGUUCAAGGAUUACCAGACCGACGAUGAAAUUUUCGCUCUCGAACCCCCAGUAUACGAUGAGAUUGAGGAUGUACCGGUUUUUCAGGCUACGUCGUGCAACGGCCCAACCGGAAAGAUCCAAAAGGCUUGCACGUGCGCUAGACAGCUCUCAGGCGCUGCCCAGCGGGCCGGCUUUUUGAAUUGCACCGUCUAUGCCAUCAGACGUGAAGCGCUCGUUAAAGCGAACGCGAACGGCUAUGCGGACGCGGAACUGAUGAAGUUUUCUGAACAGUCAGGUCCCGAAGUAUUCCAAACAUUCUACAUGGCUGAAGGAGGCGUAGACGGGCAGAACAGCUUCCUGAAUCAGCCGCUCCGAAAGGACCAUCUCGAGAGCUUCCGCGGGAUGUUCAUGCAGUGCAACCCUGAGCUCUGGCAGUCGCUGCCGGCGCAGAUGCGGUACGAGCUCGAAGAGCAGAUUGACGACCUGACUAAGGAGAUUAAGACGGCUGACGAAGAGGCCAGUCGAGAGCUCCAAGCUCGACGGCACAAACUACACAAAGAACGGCAGCGGCUCACUCUGGAAGAGCUAAAGAAGCGCCGCCAGAGCCAACCUCGAAAUCACCAGUCCCAUGGUGCUCACGAACCUAGCCAAGGCGAUCGCCACCGCUCUUUCUUUGGCCGCGUCCGCCACAUAAUGCCUAAACGUAACCGCUUGGCACGUACCUUGUUCCAACCUCCAACCGGUCCCCCUCCGCAGCCCCGAAGGCCGGUCUGCUCUUCGGAACCUCAUCGCACUCUAUAA
Mollisia scopiformis is the source of this 1320-nucleotide messenger RNA. RefSeq lists its product as uncharacterized. The record is from RefSeq and is a predicted model, not a curated record. Bases 1 to 1320 code for a protein of 439 amino acids. The transcript has 4 exons. Lineage: Eukaryota; Fungi; Ascomycota; Leotiomycetes; Helotiales; Mollisiaceae.